Molecule: messenger RNA, 1073 nt
Organism: Anolis carolinensis (green anole)
Lineage: Eukaryota; Metazoa; Chordata; Lepidosauria; Squamata; Anolidae
Product: prenylcysteine oxidase 1-like
Exons: 2
Coding region: 16-939 (307 amino acids)
Biological process (GO): prenylcysteine catabolic process; prenylated protein catabolic process
Molecular function (GO): prenylcysteine oxidase activity
Source: RefSeq, a predicted model, not a curated record
UUGUUCACGGACUAGAUGUAUACGGUAUCUUGUAUUUAUAUUGUUUUGAUAAGGCCAAUUGGCUGUUCCCUCCUGCCUCAGUGGGCCCUUUGUGUUCUUGUGACUUCACGUUUCCCUUCUCCUUCCCCGGCAGGCGCAGUCUCUUUGGCAGGAGCCGGGAGUGGGCUUUGGUCCGUCGAAGGGGGAAACAAGCUCGUGUGUGUCGGCCUCCUCUAUGCUUCCAAAGCCCAGCCGAUUCCCAGCACCGUGAUCUCUGUGGAGGAAACAACGCGGCCCAGAGGACGCUCAGGAGAAACCAUGAAGCUGUACCAAGUCACCUACAACUCCACCUUCGGAGUAACCUCCGACCUGUACGAUAUUAUUGUGAUGGCCACCCCUUUGCAUCGUAAAAUCGCCAACAUCACCUUCCGCAACUUCAAGCCGCCCAUCCCCGAAUUCUCCAAGCCCUACCAAGAGAUCGUCGCCACUUUUGUCCACGGGAACAUCAACACUUCCUUCUUCGGCUACCCGGACCCUUCCACGUUCCAACUGAGUGCCAUUUUCACGAUGGAAAACCCCAAGUUGUUUGUCAACAGCAUUGGCGUCGUCUCUCCCGUGGAAGACAAGGCCAAAGCAGCAGAAGGCUCCCCGGUCUGGAAAGUGUUUUCGGCCCGGCCUUUGACCAAGGCGCAGCUGGACGUGCUCUUCUCCUCCUACGACUCGGUGGAGUCGAAGCCAUGGCUGGCCUACCCCCACUACAGCCCCCCCGAGCAGUGCCCGCCCCUCGUGAUCCACGACCACGUGUACUACGUCAACAGCAUCGAGUGCCUUGCGAGCGCCAUGGAAAUGAGUGCCAUCUCGGCCAAGAAUGCCGCCCUCCUGGCUCACCACCGCUGGUACGACCGGACGGACAAGAUCGACCAGGAGGAUCUGCACGAGAAACUCAAAACCGAGCUCUGACCGUGAGUGGGCACUUGCUUUGGUGGUAAAGAAAGAAAACGCCCCAAACCACCUGCUUAUUUUGAGCCAAUUUCCCUUCUGUGACACGUUUGUUUUCGUGAUGCGGUAUGUGGUAAAAAGACUACUUCUUUAAA